UCACUUCCGGUCGGACUAGCCAAGAUGGCGGCGUUGUUAGACGACAGGGAGCUGCAGGGGAUCAGACAUCGUUUCCAGCUGCAGGCGGAGGCUGUGCUCCGGGAGACGGGGAGCGGGGAGCCCGUAGAUAUUUAUGAUGAUGAAAAGAAAAAGGAGAAGCCACUCCCUAGACUAAAUUUUCAUUCUGUGUUCUGGAUAUUGGCAGCUGCUUCACUGACGUACUAUGUUGAUUUUGUUCAAGUUGUUCAAGAUACUUUACAAGGAGGCUGUUGGUGGUUUUACACUGGGACUUUUACGCUAGCUGCCAGUUUAUCCAUUGCAUUGUAUUGCAUCGUUUAUCUGGAAUGGCAUUGUGGGUUCAGUGAUUAUGAUACAAGGUAUCCUGCAUUAGUUCCCAUCGCGAUAACUACUUUUAUAGCCACAGCGAUCUGCUACAAUGUUUCCCUAUGGUCAACAUGGUCAUUUUUUACUCCGUUGUUACUUUCUACUCAAUUUAUGGGAGUUGUGAUGCUGGUUUCUCUACUUGGUUGAACCCAUGAAGUUACUUAUGUACUGAUGAAGACUUGAAGUGGAGUGGAGAUACAGUCUGCUUUUUGUUAAGCUUUCUAUCACAGAUACAUAUUUGGCAUGGCAUGAAAAGGACUAGAAUUUUGUGAAUUACCUAACGCAAUAAAAAUCUACACCAUUUAGUUUUUUUGAGGUGCAUAUAUCUUGUGUACUUAACACAGGUGAUUAUUCUCAGAGCUGUAGAUGAACCAGGUAUCAUCCUUGGAACAUGCCGCAUGAGAAACAUAUAUUUAUGUAUCCAAAUGGUUAAAAAGUAAAUUGAUAGUUAUCUCUACUACUUACUAUGCACCCAUUUGUUGUUGAGAUUCUACCUUGAUGUAUUGUUGAAUUUAGUAUGUUCUAACAAAACGUCACUGUUAAUGUCAGUGUAACAUGCAUUACUUCAAUGAGAACUGUUUAUCUGGAAUGCGUCUGUCAUGUCAUUGACAAGUUCUAAGCUUCGCAAGUGCUCUUCAGAAUGAACGAUACAGAAAUGAACACAAGAUGCCUGAAAAGUAAAAUAGAUGAUUCAAACUGAUUGUACAGGUUUUUUUCUCCCUACAUUGUUAAUAAAAUGUGGUUUGAUUUUCUUAUAAAA
Molecule: messenger RNA, 1144 nt
Organism: Pelobates fuscus (common spadefoot toad)
Lineage: Eukaryota; Metazoa; Chordata; Amphibia; Anura; Pelobatidae
Gene: TMEM128
Product: transmembrane protein 128
Exons: 5
Coding region: 25-531 (168 amino acids)
Source: RefSeq, a predicted model, not a curated record